CUACCUGCGUGGCGCCGCCGGCGGUACCCUGCACAGCCUGCUAGAAACUGAGAGCCCGGGUGGUGACAGCUCUGGGCAUCGCCCCUGGGUCCUCGGGAAGAGGGGACAGAAGGUCCCGAGUCUCCCAGGCCACACGAAGCAAGUCACUGCUCUUCCUGGCCUCAGUUUACUCCUCCUGAUAAAGGAGGCCAUAAUAGUGCCUCACCUGGCUGUUGGGCUCUUUCUCUUUAGGGCAAGGCGGGUUGGAGGGGAAAAUAGGACCUGUGCUUACCGCCGGAGCAGGGCGAGAGUGAUUCUGGGCCAGUUCUGAACCUCUCUGAGAUUCGGAGAUCUCUUGCCAGUGGGGCUCCUGGACAACUGAGUGGGUUGAUUGAUGCGCGGCCCAGCAAGCAGUAGUGCUCGAGGCAGGGAGCGUGUUUAUCAAGAGGGAUAAACUUGAUACGAACUCUGUACGAAGGAAGGUGUAGGUGGAUGGAGGGGUGUGUGCUGCCACUGAACACAAGAACCCCACGGGGUGGCCUGCCAAAGUUCAAAACGAGGGAGACAGGUUGAUCUGGACCCAGGAACUACAGUGCUGAAUCCUAAACUGGGGAAAGAUGAGACCUAGAAGAGGGAGGUGGUAACCUAACUGGAGGGUGAGGAGGGAAAGAGCCUGCCACAGAUGGGGUAUCUGUAGGGGUGCUGUUGAAUAACUGAGAGCAGCUGACUUAAGCCCGAAGUGGGUACUUCUCCCUGGGCAGAUGGGAGGUCUGGGACAGGCUCCUCUGGCAGAAGGGCUCCUGGCCACCCUGUCCUAAGGUGGGUCAGUCACUUCCUCCUUCACCAGUUCUACAGCAUCUUACUAUGAGCUUGGCAUUCGAGGCUUCUCUUGGCAGGGCCCUGCACUCCUAGCCUCUCCUUGCACAUUGCACCCCCAUUCCAGAGAGGUUUAGUUAAAGGCGGGGGUUACCAAGUCAGUCAGAUCUUGGGCAAGUCACCACUCCUCCAGAGCCUCAGUUUCCUUAUCUGGAAAGUGGAGGUCAUGGCAACCCGCCAACCUGGUUGGAUGGGAGCCUGAGCUGUUGUGUUGCACCUCGCCUGGGGCCCACGACUUUGUAGCUCCUGUCCUGCACUGGGCUUAUGUUUUCAUUCAUUCCAGAAACCUUUUCAGAGAGUCCCUUUGGGGAGUGUGGGGGACAGGAGGGAAAGAAACCUGGUCCUUGUAGCCGUUCGUCUGCUCCCUGCCCUGGGCAGAGGACAUGGGGACUCAGGCCAGCCUGAGAUCACUGGGACCAGAGGAGGGGCUGGAGGAUACUACAUGCAGGGGUGGGCUGGGCUGGGCUGGGCUGGGCCAGGAAUGCAGCGGGGCAGGGCUAUUUAAGUCAAGGGCCGGCUGGCAACCCCAGCAAGCUGUCCUGUGAGCCGCCAGCAUGGAUGACAUCUACAAGGCUGCGGUAGAGCAGCUGACAGAAGAGCAGAAAAAUGAGUUCAAGGCAGCCUUCGACAUCUUCGUGCUGGGCGCUGAGGAUGGCUGCAUCAGCACCAAGGAGCUGGGCAAGGUGAUGAGGAUGCUGGGCCAGAACCCCACCCCUGAGGAGCUGCAGGAGAUGAUCGAUGAGGUGGAUGAGGACGGCAGCGGCACGGUGGACUUUGAUGAGUUCCUGGUCAUGAUGGUUCGGUGCAUGAAGGACGACAGCAAAGGGAAAUCUGAGGAGGAGCUGUCUGACCUCUUCCGCAUGUUUGACAAAAACGCUGAUGGCUACAUCGACCUGGAUGAGCUGAAGAUAAUGCUGCAGGCUACAGGCGAGACCAUCACGGAGGAUGACAUCGAGGAGCUCAUGAAGGACGGAGACAAGAACAACGAUGGCCGCAUCGACUAUGAUGAGUUCCUGGAGUUCAUGAAGGGUGUGGAGUAGAUGCUGACCUUCACCCAGAGCUGCCCAUGCCCAGCCUCCAACUCCAGCUGAGUCCUGGGGUUGGGGAGGGGGUCGGGGUCCCAGGACCUGAGCCUGGCCAUGUCCUCAACCCCAAAUCCCCCGACUCCCUCCCCAGAUCUGUCCUGGGGGAUGCAAAUAAAGCCUGCUCUCCCAA
Messenger RNA from Gorilla gorilla gorilla (western lowland gorilla), 2070 nucleotides. RefSeq names its product troponin C1, slow skeletal and cardiac type (gene TNNC1). The coding region runs from base 1410 to 1895 and encodes 161 amino acids. Gene Ontology annotation, molecular function: calcium ion binding. The record is from RefSeq and is a predicted model, not a curated record. Gene Ontology annotation, cellular component: myosin II complex. The transcript has 6 exons. Lineage: Eukaryota; Metazoa; Chordata; Mammalia; Primates; Hominidae.